AUGGGCGGCUACUGCAAUCUGCCGCAGGAUGAACGCUAUCUGCACAUCGGCUAUGCUGCCAAAGACUCUCGGCAGGAAGAAUUUGUCUUGAAAGUUGUCUCGAAGACCAGGAAGGAGUUGACUAUCAUCCAAUACUUGAACUCUCCGGCUCUUCUGCCAGACGCACGCAAUCACACGAUCCCGCUGCUCGAAUCUUUGAACGUCAACGCGGACAAGUGCAUCUUGAUUAUGCCCAGGUUUCUUCCGCUUUCGCGGCUGUCCGCCUGGACAACUCCUCACGAAUGUAUCCGGAUCCUCAUCCAAGUUGUCGAAGGUGUCAGCUUCCUCCACGAACAGAACAUUGCCCACUUGGACAUCAAAGACACCAACUUCGUUGUGGACAUCGAUACCGGCAGGGUCUAUAUCAUUGACUAUGGUCUAGCUCGUCGCAUACAAGGACCAGAAGACGAGGUAGAAGGCUUCCGCGGCACAGAGGAUUGGGUCGCGCCGGAAGUGAACGACAACUUGCCGUACAGCCCCCAAACUUGCAGAUCUGUGGGAGGUGGGAGAGCUGCUCAGGCAUACGCUUAUUAUUCGCCACAAAGCUCCUCCCGCUCGAAAGACGCAUCUAUUCGCAUUGGCGCAACGUUUUCAGGAUGA
Messenger RNA from Sparassis crispa, 639 nucleotides. RefSeq lists its product as hypothetical. Gene Ontology annotation, molecular function: ATP binding; protein serine/threonine kinase activity. The record is from RefSeq and is a predicted model, not a curated record. Gene Ontology annotation, cellular component: nucleus. The coding region runs from base 1 to 639 and encodes 212 amino acids. Gene Ontology annotation, biological process: mitotic DNA damage checkpoint signaling; protein phosphorylation. Lineage: Eukaryota; Fungi; Basidiomycota; Agaricomycetes; Polyporales; Sparassidaceae. The transcript is spliced from 2 exons.